This is a messenger RNA of Harpegnathos saltator (Jerdon's jumping ant), 10510 nucleotides long. RefSeq names its product protein partner of snf (gene pps). The record is from RefSeq and is a predicted model, not a curated record. The transcript has 17 exons. Gene Ontology annotation, cellular component: nucleus. Gene Ontology annotation, molecular function: protein binding. Gene Ontology annotation, biological process: DNA-templated transcription. Lineage: Eukaryota; Metazoa; Arthropoda; Insecta; Hymenoptera; Formicidae. The coding region runs from base 457 to 7515 and encodes 2352 amino acids.
CGCAACGCGCGAACGCACUAUGGUCGUGAAGCUGCUCGUAUAGUACGUACGCUAUUCCCCGCGCGUUGCAAUGGAGUGCCAUGAUUCGUGGGUGUACGGUGCUAUGAAUCGUUAAACAGAAAUCGUGAACAGUGCUCCUCAUCAAAUCGGUGCGAGAUCGCAUCGACGUGAGCUUCAUCGUCGUGAUCGUCAUUGAGAAUUCCAUCUCGCGACAAGCAGCAGCGCGAAAAAAGGGUAACUGUGUGACAUCGUGGUACAGUUGGCGGCUGUUGUAAUCGUCGUCGACGUCGCAACGGCGGCCAGAGGCUUUUAUGAGGGAACGUGACAUUCCAUCGAUACGGCUGCGUGCCGUCUGGAUGACUAAACAACGGGGAAUGUUUUCUCUUAUUGAACCGGAGAAAUUUCUAGCAGUCCUUCGAAUGUAGCUUUCUUGCGUAUAUUAGAGAGGUUGAAAAUAUGUCGAGUUCAUAUAUUGUCGAACCACAGGAUGGUGGUUCUGAGAAGAAGGAUGACACAUUGAUCAUCGUUUUCAAUGACGAUGGAACAAUAUCUGUUGAUCAGGCAACUUUGCAGAAUUUAAUAAUGAAUCAGACGAAUGCUAAUGUUAGCGUGGUAAGACUAGGACAAACUGAGGCAGAUGUUGAAAAUGGGGACAUUACCUUGACAGUAGACCCACCGCCAUUUACACAUCCAACAGCGAGCUCGGUAAGCGCCAAUGCCAGUACCGACCUUGGUGGGUUGGUAGAUCCUUUUAUGGAGAUGGAUCCAGAACAACUGGAAAGAUUAGAGACAGCUCUCCAAAGUGAAGAGGCAAAGCAGAUACUCGGGGAAAAUGUCACUGCAAUGCUUGAUAUGUUGUCUGUAGAAGAGUUACAAAAUUCAAUACGAUAUAGCAUACAAUUGGACCAUUGUUACACAACUAGAUUGUCACCCAGUGAUCCAAUACCGAGGGACCCAUUACCGAUUGCUGAUUCGCCCGAAUCUAAUGAUGUGCAGUAUAUCCAUCAACCAUCUUCUCCUCGAACACCUGUAAUGUCAUCAACUGUCAGUGAUGUAGAAAAUGUGGGAAUUAAGGGCAAGAAUACCAUCAAGAAUGUAAAUGUAAAGCAGGUUGGUAGACCAGUACGUAAAGCUUCUGUAUCUACACCUACAAAUGUAAAUGUGCUUCCAAAAGCUAAUACAAACAUUGGUGGAACACCCAAAUUAUCGGGACAUACUGUUUCAAGAAAUAUAAUAAAUAUUCAGCAGACAACAACCAAAGCACAAAAGAAUAAUGAAGAAGAGGAUGAUGAUGAACUUACAGACUCAUCUACAGAAUCUUCUGAAUCAGAACCUCCAUCUGAUAAUGAUAAUGAUUCAGAUUUUGGACCUCGUAACACAAAAAGAGCAAAUAUCAGGGCUCGAGGAGGUCGGAAGGGUCUUACCACAAGGGGUGGUAGCAUGGCGGCUUCUCGAAGAAGAGGUCAAAAUAAACAUUUAGAUAUGGAGCAAGUGCGACGAUUAGACAUGGAAAUGGCUGCUGCAGUUAGUGAGAUGAAAGGUUCCGAGAAAGAUGGCAGAUCCGAGCGAUUUAGUCCUACCAAAUCUAAGAGGUUGGUGAAAACUCUUAAUAGUAAGAAGAAGGAGGAAUCACAGUUUGUGGAGACAUCUUCAUCUGUAUCCGAAGAGACGCCGGUGGUGCAGGAGAAACCUCUGCAAACGACGAAUCAAGUGAAAGCAAAUCUAAUUAACGCUAAUAUGAUUAAGGGCGACAUGAUAUUGACCAAACCUGGUCAAGGAAGAAGUACUCAGAAGGUUACUUUUGUUCAGAAGCAAGUUUUGAUGAAACCGAACGAGCUAAAGAGCAUUGGUAUUAAGAAGCCAGUAAUGGUCUCUAAAGGGAAAUUCGUUAAUCAACCGAACACAAAAAUCUUUGCGACUAAAGAUGGGAAAUUGAUACAGGUACCAAUAAUAUCGAAAACGGUCAUUCCGAAUAUCAGUACGCAUGUUGUUCAAGCGAAGACAACAACACUCACACAGCAGCAAACGUCUGUGAUAACGCAACAACAAUCUAUGCAGGGCGUCAAUCAAGGAUUGCCGGUGCAACAACAAUUGAAAACUAUCAUAUCGGCUAGCAGUAGCACACCGACAAAGAUCAAACUUAGUGAUAUGAAGAAAGAAAAGAGAAAAUUAGAUGGUAGCACAGAGUCACUAUCGAAGUCAGAAGACACUCCUGUGAAGUUUGCGGAGAACAAGGCAGUAGAAAACGCGAAGAAAUAUCUUAAGAAGGAAAAUAGGAAACCUCCGGCGUAUGUAGCAGAUACUCUAGGUCCCGCGCUUUUCUCGACACCAGACAUAAUACGACGUGUUGGUACGAAUGAAGGAAAAAUGUCGGAUAACGCUGCGACACCCACAACACCUCCGGCAACGGUGGUAUCUGCAUCCGGGUCCUCAGUCGCUUCUAUUUCGUCAACGACAUCGUUGAACAUGAGCACAUCUGCUUCGAUUGUAGCGCAGAACGUUCCCAGUUUCAGUAAUAAAAAGACGGUGUCAAGUACCGUAGAAUCGUCCGUUCAAGCGGAAUCACGAUUAAGCCUAGACGGUAGCAACACAGCGUCAGCGGGUGAAAACGAAUCGAAGUCAGCGACUAAAACACCAUUGGCUGAAGAAUUGCAACCAUCUUUAGAUACAGUGCCAAAAACCGCUUCGUCAGAGGGAAAUAUUCAACCCGUGGUACCUCAUGUUCCAAAUCAUGUUGUUUCUAAAAGUAGUGGAAUAGAAGGUGAGGAACAUUUAUUGGCCACCUUAGAGAUGGAAGCCAGUAAACAUGAGGAGGAACUACUCGCUGAAGCGUUACUACUGCAGGAGGAGCUUGGAGUCGACUUGGCUGAUCAUUCUGCGUUAGUGGAUCCUACGCCAGCAGUAUCAGAACCAAUAACGUCUAGCAAUAUGCUCAUGCCUACAUUGAUGUCGUCCGAGCAAGAAUUACCCAAGCCAGUGGAAACAGCGACGAGUGUACAUGCCCAAGCAAAUACCACGCGAGAAGCAGGCAAGAAGUCUAUGAAAGAUGAAAAAGAACCGAUACAAAUCGUCCGGGGUGGUCGUGUGAUCACGUUACCGCCCAUUGAAGCACCUGCUACUAGAAGUAAACGACUUCAAGCAAAAGCUGAGACGCAGCAGAAGAAUCCCGAACCAGCAAAGAAGAUAGAGAAGUUUACCUCUCAAAUUCAACAAAUAAUACAUAAAGAAGAAUUACGAACGAGCGUAAAUGCAGAAGAUGAUGAUGAUGAUGAUGAUGAUGAUGAAGAGAAUUCAGAUUCAGAAGACGAUCCAGACCGAUUAUGGUGCAUCUGCAAACGACCACAUAACAAUCGGUUUAUGAUAUGCUGCGACGUUUGUGAAGAUUGGUUCCAUGGGAAAUGUGUACACGUCAGUAAAGCUAUGGGUCAACAAAUGGAAGAAAAGGGCAUAGAGUGGGUUUGUCCGAAUUGUCUCAGGAAAAAAACCGAGGAAGAGAAAAAAUCGAGUUUACAACAAGCAUCACCUGUAAAACAGAAAAUAAAGAUCGAGCUACCAACGAGCGAUAAUGUGGGAUCGCAGGUUGUCCCAUCUCCGAAAGAGAUACCACCGACAGUGUCGUCCGCUGAUUGCGCUGUCCCAAUUUCUGGCACGAUGCAGUGUGUUGUUUGUAAAAAGGAAGCCAGAAAUUCAAGCAUUUAUUGUUCGGAUGCGUGUAUUCUCGCACAUGCUCAGGAGACUUUGACUAAAGACAAACCUGUACCAACGGGAUCAGGUAUAAAACCCAUAAAAUCGCCUGUGACUCAAGAACCUACCGUAAAAGCGAAACCUGAGGCGAGAGUGAUAGUUUUCGAUAGGAAAACCGGCAAAGUUCUCACCGGCGCGGAAGCUCCCACAAGAUCCAAUUUACGGACAUGGUUAAAGGAAAAUCCAACGUACGAGGUAGUAGGAGCUAGCAGUCUUAACACGCUUCAGAUAGGCGGGAAGCUUGUAACGCAAAUACAAACAACUGGAAAAACUGCAAAAAUUACACAGCUGUCUCCAGUUAAAGUGCAAACCGUGCCAAAGAUGAUCUAUACAAAAGUAGUUGGGUCAAAGCAAACAAUUUUGGCACCCAAUAAAAAGGUUACAAUAAUUCCCGCUAUGCAGCAAGUGAGCAUGGCGUCGAGCAGCAGCAAGCCAGUGCAGCUGAAACAGACAAUAAUCACAACUUCGGGUAAGAGCCCUGUGAUAUUGAAAACAACGUCACCGAAGAGCAUCGCACCAACGAUAUUAAAGAGCCAGGUAACAAGCACGCCGAAGCAGAUAAUAAUCAAGAAGCAAGAACCUGCGAAGUCGUUGCCAUCUCAGUCGAAGCAACAGACUAAACUGACGCCGGUGAAGAGACCCGAAACAGAACCCAUACGAUUAAAUAUUCGGAAGUCGUUGACGGAAUUACUGUCCAGUCGUAUAAAAGAAACCGAGGAUCUGAAGCUGACAGACGAGGAGAUCGCAGAUUUGGCAUUCAAUAUAGAACUUGAGAUGUACAAGUACUUUAAAGAUACUGGAGCUAAGUACAAGGCAAAGUAUAGGAGUUUAGUGUUCAAUAUAAAGGAUACCAAGAACUUGACGUUAUUCCGAAAGAUUGCAGAUCGUUCUCUGACGCCAGAUGCGGUAGUGCGAUUAAGUCCAGACGAGAUGGCUAGUCAGGAAUUAGCGGAAUGGCGGGAGAAAGAAACCAAGCAUCAAUUAGAGAUGAUUAAGAAGAACGAGUUGGAUCUGAUGGCGCAAGCAAAGUCGAUCGUCGUAAAAACUCACAAGGGCGAGCAGAUAAUCGAAAAUGAUGGUGGGAUCGAUCACGUUGAUCCUAAAACGUCGGUGCAAGAUAUAGUUACUGCAUUGAAUAGCGGUGACAGCAUAAGCUCCACGGUUGAUGACAUGGACAAGGAUAAGGACAAAGAUGAUAGAUCAAAGUCACGAACAGACGCGAAAAAAUCCAAGAAUGGCAUGGACGAACGAAGGAAAAAGGACAAAGAGAGAGGCAGGGAACGCGACAGCAACAGGUCAAAGGGCAAGGAUCGACGGGAAAGAAGUCGCAGUCGGCAUCGUCAUAGCAGAGACAGAGAUCGCAGCAAGACGCGCGAUAAAAGUAAGGAGCAAAAGUCGGGCAGAGGUAAGGAGAGCAAACGCGAGAAAGACAAGGAACGUGACAAGGACAAGGUUCGGGAAAGGAAUAAGGAUCGAGACAGAAAGGACAGUAGAGAAAGAGGUAGACAGAACGAAAGAGACCGACACAAGAUGGGCAAUGACGGCCGUAUGAGAAAUCGCAGCACAAGUAGAGAGUCUAAAGACAUCGAUAAGAGAGAGGAUGAGCGUAAGAUGGAGAAGAAGAAAGAAGUCUCACCACCGCCUACCGCGGAGAAACCGAUAGAGGAUCGUCUUUGGCGACAUGUUGAAGACGAGACGACAAACACGAUCGAUGGAAACGACUCUGACGUAUCCGACAGAGAACCAAGUUCCACCGUGACGAUCAAAACUCCUGACAUUAACGAAGAGCCUGAGAGGGACAAAGAGCAGGAAACGGAGACUAGAACAGAAGUGCUGAAAGGAACCUCACAGACCGUGUGGCGUGGUUUCGUUAAUAUGGUCGAUGUUGCGAAGUUCUUCAUCACUGCGCAAGAGGUGAGUGGCAACGCCAAAGAUCUCAUGGACGAUUUACCGGACACCGUCGAUGUAGUCGGCAGGAUCAGUCACGACACCGUUUGGGAUUACAUUUCGAAGAUGAAGAGAACAGGCUCGAAGGAGAUUCUGAUCAUCCGACUAACUGCUGCAAACGACGAGGAAAAAAUUCCUUACAUUACCUUGUACAGCUACUUGAACAGCAGGAGCCGUCUGGGCGUCGUUGGUAAUGUUUCCAAAAACAUAAAGGACUUUUACAUCAUGCCUUUCUCAAGUCAGAGUACGAUACCACCGGUACUUCUACCGCUUAUUGGACCGGGUUUCGAGGAGCAUAGACCGCACUUAUUGCUCGGUAUUAUUGUUCGCAAUAGGAAGAAACGUACGUCAACUAUUCCAUCGAGUGUACCCUCAAAGGUAUCCAAGAAGGAAAAUUCCGACAGAAGUUACACGCCGCCUUUGGUCAACGUGCCGAAAGAGAAGACUUCGGCGUCCUCGUCGUCGCCGCCACCAUCGUCGUCGUCGUCGUCGUCUCCUAUGUUGUUCCAUCACAAAGUAUCCUCCGCAUUGGACUCCACAAAGGAGAAGCCAGCGACGACAGUGACGCAGAUGACUUUAGAAUCUUUGAACAAGGCGCACAUAGGUAUGUCCUCGCGUGGCAUCAUCGACACCGCGACUAUAUGCAAGAUUGUGCCGGAAUUGUCGUCGAAGAUCGACCUUACGUCGUCACCUAGCAAAGUCACUUUAGACGACGGCGAUGAACCGUACAGCCCUGGCGAGAUGGAUGAUGACAUAAACACCAAUGACUCAGCUACCGGUAUCCUUUCGUCCGGCAAGAAUAGCAACUCCACGGAGCUGCAGAGAAAGAUGGACGAACUGAACCGACAGAUUGAGGAGCAAAAGCAACAGAUACAGAGUAUUAGCUCGUCAUUUCUCGGCGAGACGACAGCCACCCUGCCGGGUCUGGGAUUGGAUCCACCGAGCAAUGACUGCGAAGAAGCUUACAGCCCGUCGGAUGUACGUUCCUUCACGCCGCCUCCGCCAAUCUCCAAGUUCGCGCAACCUAUCCUUGACAAGGUCUCGGACAUUACUAUACCGCCGAAUCUGCAGGAGAUCUUAGCGAAUGUGAAGCGGCAGGAAUCAUCCAAAGUGGACCCUUAUCUACCGUCUAAGCCUAGCGCGUCGUUCCUACCUGGAACGGUCAGCACCACAGGGCCACUCUAUCAGAAUACGGAAAAAUAUUCACCGUCUUCAUCUUCUAGAAUCAGCCAACCGGAGAAGAUAACGCCGGAGACCCCGACAAAGGAGAGCAAGAGCACGUUGAGCACCUUGAGUGACUUGGAUCUGAUCAAGAAAGCGGAGGAAGAGUUGGCUGCGGUUGCUGCGGCGACAUCGACGAUACCCAUCGCGCCUGUACCACCGCCGUCAACUUUGAUUACUUCUCCUAGCACUUCGAGUCUUGUACUGACGUCAUCGCCAAUCGCUCCAAUAAGCGAUCUGCCUGUAUUAUCUUCACCACAACCAUCGGUGCUCCCGUCGUUACCGCUCUCGCCGGAAGCUGAAGGGAUUAAAACAGUAUACAAGCCUAGCUCUCAGGAUUCUUUCAAGAAGAGCUACGCACCCGAGCAACCGAAGCCGCCUGGUCUCGAGGACGAGGACUUCCCUGUGUUUCCUUCCACCCCGCCGAUGGCUUUAGACGCUGUUAAAGCUACGGCGUCCGCAUCAGCUCGCUCAAAACUCACCCCCAAGAGCGGCAUUGUGCUGAGUGUCAAGCGGAAGGCGAGCGAUGACGGUAAUACGUGUGCCUCUCCUACCAAAUCGGCGAGGACAAAGUCGCGCUGGGGUCAGGGGCCGCCUGAAUAAAUCGAUCGAAUUGCUGCGAUCAUCAUCGUAUUUCUGUAUACAUAUAUACAUACCGUUCCACAUGCAUUGAGUAGCUACGAUUGUCGCAGAAGAAAUGGAUAACUGUAACUUGUAACAUAAAUGUACAAGAAGUCCGUAACAGUAGAAACGUUCGAGGGCUUCGCUCGAGCGAUAAUUUUGUGUGACGAGAAAGAGAGAGAGAGAGAGAGAGAGAGAGAGAGAGAGAGAGAGAGAGAGAGAGCUGUAUGUGUGUGUGUGUGUGUGUGUGAGAAGGAGAGAGUAAGAGAUAUGAGAAAAUUCGCAUAAUCGAUGAAUGCAUCAUCGUGUGGCAUUUGUAUGUAUUGAAUGAUGAACGAACAUUCGUCGUUGGCUCUUCACCCUCUGAAUUGCGUUUCUGAGAUACACACGUUGUGCAUCUUCAACGAACGUUGGAUGUAGAUAUAUAUAAGAGCUUCUUUACUACUGAUUCACUUUAUAAGAAUGAAAACGCGGCACGUUACACGUGCGGUGCGACUUGUACAAGAGCUUUAUUUGCGAAAGACACUGAGAGCCCUUUACGUCAUCCCACUUCCGGCCCAUUUCUCUAUCCAUUGCAUCCUUUGAUUGCUAUUAAGCGAAUUUUCUACGAACUUUACUCUCGACGAAACGGCGUGUAUCUCUCGAGACUUUUCCAUCUUCCAGAGCUCGGAAUUUACCGGCGAAUAAAUUUCUUUUCUCCGUCUCAGCGAGAGAUACAGAGUAAGUUUUACGUAGGUAAGUUGAUAAAUUUAUCUAACGAUAAGUGUGAAGAUGUUUCUAACGACGGUGGUACAAGUGCAGUUUAUAGGAGCGUUAUCAAUGUGUAUUACUGUAGAAACUGUAGAAGAGCGUGAAAAGUCGCGGCAUAGACACUGCUUGGUUUUCACGCGCGCAUGCGCCGGAUCGUUUGUCAAGAAUGUUAUCAUCCGCGCGCGUGUUAUCCUUGUAAAUACCAAAGCGAAGGGUGAAUAAAAAAGCUCAGCUUUUAUGAUCAUGUUUGACAUGCAAUGUCUCCAUGUAACGGGUAUGUAUAUGUAUAUAUAUAUAAGCGAGUCGAAAAGUCUCUGUAAUAUAUUUUAUUAAAGACUCUUUGUCUCUCUCUGUGAGAAUGGUCAGCCGAAACUUUCACAUUAGGUCGGAUUCACUUUAAAGCCCAAAUUUAUGAUUUCGUUGUCGAAUAAAUAUUGAUCUCUCAGAAACAGCGAUGUUAUAAGGAAGAGUAGAUAUUAUUAGAUAAUUAAUUCGAAAAAAAAAAGAAGAUUAAUCAACAGUUUAUGCAAGUAUAAACUAUCUUGUUCGUUGGAAAUUCAAUUGCUUUACGACGUGAUUCUUCAAUUUUUUGUUUAGGUGCGAUGUGAUAAGUGUUGUGAACUAAAAGUGCGCCAGCUUUUUAAAGUGCAUACCCUGUACCUUCGCCAAUGUACAUAAGGAGUUGUUCUACAUCAAUGUGUUUGAUCAGAUAGCGAUCACAUAUAAAUAAUUUGGCUGUUACAUGUGAUUCAUACAUGUUCUGGCUAAUGUUGGAUGCAUAUAAAUUCGACGACGUGUAUCCGUAUACAUACAAUAUACUAGUUGUAAAUUUAUCAUUUCUCUCUCUUCCAUAACGCGAAAAUUUUACCGAGCCGCAAAGACCCGAGCAUUAUUAUUCAAAGCGUUUAACUAUACACAGUUAUUUGUGGACGAGCGUAACAUAUGAAUUGCGAAGAUCAAAAUUAUCUAAAUCUUAGACGAUCUGUUAUUUGCGACAUUCUUUUGGGAAACUUAAAAAAAUGUGUGCGCACGCGCGCGUGUGUGUAAUUUUCUGAUUCUUCACAUUUCUUUUUCUUUUUUUUUUUCUUUUUCUUCAUAUUAUAUCGCGCAUAAAAUCACAAAAUUUUAUUCCAAUUUUUGUCGCAACUUACAGGUCAUCCAAUAUGAAUUUUAAUAUGCCUCUAUCGAUUUUUAAUGUUUAACGGUGAUAGAACCGUUUACGUUUAUAUUUUAAUGGUAUUAUGUGAUGUUUUCUAAAUCUAACUUUGAAUGUCGUGAUUUAUGUAUAAUUCGCAAAUCAUAUUUUGUAAAAUUUUUCAUUUGAUGAUUUUAAUGAAACUCAAACGACAUUUGCCUCCAUUUGCCAUGCCACGCUUACUCACCUUGUAUUUCGAGAGAUGAAAACAUAUAGCGCACGUUUAACAUGCCGUUCUUAUAUCCUAUGUACCUUCCCAUGUAUGUUUCUUCCAUCUCUAUCGAUUAGCGAAAUGCAAAAUAUAACAUAUACCGCAAAGCAAUCGAUAACAUCGGUCAACGUUUACAUACGAAGUAAUUUUUGCAAUAUCGCAAUUAAUGCGGAAGUCGUAAUUCCGCGUCUCUUUGUAUAAAAUAGUUGUGAACACUUGUGUUUGAAGAUUACAUACGCGAAGAUGUUUUUGUAUUUUUUACGUAUAGUCGAGGAACGUAGAGAAAAGAACUGAAUUUUUAUUUGUCGUUUAUCAGGCUAUGAUAGUGCUGAGCUAAUCUAGCUAUUUAAUUUUAAAUACGAUUAACGAGCAUCAUUAUAAUCUAGCGUACUCUGAUGGGAUUGCUAUAUGUUCGUAGGACACCUUUAUUAUACACUACAUCUACGUUUAAGGAUCAUUUUUUAAGGAUUACUUUUCGUCUUACUUUUCUCCCCCACUUUUGUACCACGAUUUUCGGGUGAUACAGCGUAACGAUUAUUAUAUAUUAAUAUUAUUGAUAUUAACCUCAAUUAUAAAAGUAAUCACGUAUAUGUAUAUGCGACUAUUGAUUUGUUUAAUUGUCUUCUCUCUCCGUGCUUGAACAAUAGCACGCCCGUAUUAUAUUAUUAUGUGUAAAAGCAACAAUUUAUAUUAAUCACAGAGCGUAUUGCGCGACACACGUUACAGAAAAUUUAUAACAAUUUUAUAAAUGCGUGAUUGCACAUAAUAACCGCAUUUAGCGAUUAACUGGCGAAUGUCUAUAAUAAAGGAUUAAGGAAUAA